AUGAGGGAGGAUAUGAAGUUUCAUUACCUCAUGGAUGCACUGGAGAUUGCUACCUACCUCUGCUAUAUAAUCGACAAUCCACACACAGAAGCUAAGGGAGGCUCUCAUCUCCCAUCCCUCCCUAUCAUCCCAAAACGUCUCCAGCGCUUGAUUUUCGAUGAGGGGAUCGGUGGUAGGAAGCCCACGCAGUUUUUUAGACGCCUGAAGCAACUAGCUGAUGAAAAAAAGCUGGACAACACCAUGUUCAAGCGGCUACCCUCCUCAGUUCAAGCUAUCCAUGUUCAUAAUAUCCCUUCCCCGAUUUGUUCAAAUGCUCGUCGGGACUGCUGA
Dibothriocephalus latus is the source of this 330-nucleotide messenger RNA. Lineage: Eukaryota; Metazoa; Platyhelminthes; Cestoda; Diphyllobothriidea; Diphyllobothriidae. The record is from the annotation of a GenBank genome assembly.